AUGCUCCACAGAAUGCUUCAAAGACGCUCGAUUGCGCCGAAAAGAUGGCUCGCACGCAGUACAAGGCCAGCACAGAUUUGCGCACCAAUGCAGCAUCGCACCUUUUAUUCGGACCUGUACGAGAACGAGAGCCAUCUGUUCGACCUGCACCGUGACGAAGGCAGGCCUACAGUGGCGUCCUCCUCCUCCGCCUCCUCCUCGUUCCAUUCUCGAGCACAGCAGUCUUUGCGAUUCAGCACGAGCCACACAUCAGCGUACGAAGUCGACCGUCAGAUGCACAGGAACCAGUCAACAAUCGUAUGUCAGCGUCUGAUGUCAAAAGCAGUCGUGAUUGUCUAA
Mycosarcoma maydis (corn smut) is the source of this 339-nucleotide messenger RNA. RefSeq lists its product as uncharacterized. NCBI's taxonomy places the organism in Eukaryota, Fungi, Basidiomycota, Ustilaginomycetes, Ustilaginales. The coding region runs from base 1 to 339 and encodes 112 amino acids. The record is from RefSeq and is a predicted model, not a curated record. The transcript has 2 exons.